AUGGCGAAGCAUGCUGCAUCCACCGAUAAUCAAUGUGCCCCGAAGCGCGUCAGAAUUAAUGAAGGGACUUGUCUGGCAGCGUCGUCACCCAAGGCAGAUGAAGGUGCCUGGCGCAUUCUGGAAACAUUCCUUAUGACUGACACCACAUACCCUCAGACAGAAGAGGCAUUUGUAUCAUAUCUGGGUGAUCGGUACUCAGCGGAGGACUGGAAGGAUGCGCUAGCCGCGUUAUUCUCUGGUGACGGCGAUGAUAUGAUUGUGCCAUUCAAUCCCUACAUCAACGAUAGAGCAGAAGUAGAUGAUGAUGAUGAUGACGAUGAUGAUAAGGAGGAGGAGGAGGAGGAGGAGCAUAGACUAUUCAACCGCUUCAUUGAUGACCAAGCAAGGAAUUCCGACGAGGAUGAUGCUGAGGAGGAUAUAAAUGGCUCCUCUGUGCAAGUGUCUAACAUUAUGUCUAUGCCAGGUUCAUCUGCCAAGAAUAGGUUGGCCGCUGCGAUCGAUGAUAUCGUAGGGAAGUAUCAAGAGAAACCAAGGUAUUCUUCAAGGGGACACCUUCCUUACAAAGCUGCCUGGUCUCCCAGCACAGUUGAAAAAGGAUGUAUCUCCUUCAAGUUCACAGUACAUCUAUUUCUAAUCCUGUAUUAUGUCACUCAUCGCGUUACAAAAACUGCUACCCAAUAUAUCGCUGAACACCUUCAAAGCAAAGGAUUUUCUGUUACUGUGUCGACUUGGGUGCCAGGCCAACUCUAUGUAGUCUCAGAGAGCCCCAAAACGAUUUCAGCCCAUCUUCCGCCCUCGCAUAAUCUCUUGGUGAGAGAAUAUCUCCGCAUCUCAGAGGAGGAACGCGAAGCGGUGGAAUGUUCGAAUGUCAAACUUCCUAACCCGUUGUGGGUCAGGAUCAAGCAUGGCAAGUAUAAGGACACCAUAGCGUACGUGUUUGAUUCCGAGGAAUCCAAUUCCUUUGUCAAGGUCCUGGUCCCUCCACGAGAUUUUCCUUAUCCCAUGGCUAAGGGAUCUGUCACACUACUGGACUCUUCUCGCCUUCCGAAGAACAACACAGUGACCGACAUCACUCACGAUGAGGAAGUUGUAGGAUGCUCGUACAAAGGAGCAAAGUAUUACAAGGGACUUCUACUGAAGGACUGUCACUGUUAUCACUUAGAAUGUGUGGCCUCCCCCCACGUCAAUGAUAUUCAACUGCAUCUGCAGUCCGGGUGGGACACAUCAUUCAUGAAGAGAACAAUUAUGGCGUUUUUGAUGCAGUUCCUGCACGCAGGAGAUGCAGUCAGGAUUGUCAAAGGAGAAGUUCAUUCAGAAACCAGCACGGUCUUGUCAAUAGACCAUGUACUUGGUUCCGCAUGCGUAGAGCUCACCUUUGAUGGAGAUCAAGUCGAAAUGGAAGUUCAACUGCAGGAUCUGGAGCGGGUCUUCUGUAUUGGGGACACAGUAUGGGUUGUAGUGGGUGCGUACUUGGGCUUGGAAGGGCACGCCAUUCAAAUAUCAGGUGAUAUAUUUCACAUUUGUCAAGAUAUCUCCAAGGAAGAGGUCCAAGUAUCAAAGUACUACUUGGAUCGUCAUCCCAUAAAUCAUACAUUUCAACCACGACUCCCAACAAUGCAGCAACAUUAUGAGCCUCCCCCUGACGAAUCCAUCCAAGUCAGAGACCCUAUAGAAGUUCUCAUGGGGGAGCACAUAGGAAAAUGCAGGAUCGUGUCAUGGUUUCCUGUGGGAGUGGUGCAGCUGUGGUUCCGAGAUGCGAACCCAGUCUUCAUUGAGGACGAAACUGAGUACUUGGGACCUCCAAUUAUUCAAGUUGCCACCACAUUUGUUCGACGGACACACCUUUCCCAAACAAUCACCUAUACAAAAGAAAGGGGCUAUGACAUCAGGCCUGGAGAUGUUACAUCCUGGGAUGUCAACUCUCAGGAUAUCAAUACUACUGAUACCAAUACUGCGGAGGGUCCUUUGUUAAGUGUCGACCCCAGUUCGUCGACACUCGACCCCUGGACUGUGGAUGCACAAGACAUCCAGGACAGUAUCAAUACCAGAGCUGAAAAAGUUCAAGACAAUGGCCCUUUACCUUGGUUGAUGUCUAGGGAAUUUGCUUUGCAGUUCCUGACAUAUCAUGCACUGUUGAAAGUCUCAUUGAAGUUCAAUGGAGGUGGAGGCAAGCUUCACAGACGAUUUGUAUCAACGGCCUGUCCUGACCCGUUCUGCGGUGCAAACGGACCCGCACCCGAGGGUUUUGUCGCAGUGUUUUGCGCAUCAAGCAAUAAGGGCGCUAUGCUUCAACACUAUCAUAUCCCCACCAGUGAUCUGUGUCCAGCACCUCCACGCAGAAAGAAUCAACUGUGCCUUAUUCUGGACGGGGAUUUUCGGGGUCAGAUACGAACUGUCUCAAAGUGUAAUGUUAAGCUCAGUACUGCUGAGCUUGUGAUUGAGGGUUCGGAUGCUCCUAGUAUUAGCUUGCGUUUUGACCAGAUAUGUCUCGUGGAAUGUUUCAUGGUGCCAUAG
Molecule: messenger RNA, 2514 nt
Organism: Suillus fuscotomentosus
Lineage: Eukaryota; Fungi; Basidiomycota; Agaricomycetes; Boletales; Suillaceae
Exons: 8
Coding region: 1-2514 (837 amino acids)
Source: RefSeq, a predicted model, not a curated record